Molecule: messenger RNA, 3997 nt
Organism: Meleagris gallopavo (turkey)
Lineage: Eukaryota; Metazoa; Chordata; Aves; Galliformes; Phasianidae
Source: RefSeq, a predicted model, not a curated record
CAUUUCAGAAACAAGAGAGCCAUGGCCACAGAAAUCGGCUCCCCGCCCCGAUUCUUCCACAUGCCGAGAUUCCAGCACCAGGCGCCUCGGCAGCUCUUCUACAAAAGACCUGAUUUUGCACAGCAGCAAGCAAUGCAACAGCUUACUUUCGAUGGAAAACGUAUGAGAAAAGCUGUGAACCGAAAGACUAUUGAUUACAAUCCCUCUGUAAUUAAAUAUUUGGAGAAUAGAGUAUGGCAAAGAGACCAGAGAGAUAUGCGAGCAAUCCAGCCUGAUGCAGGAUAUUAUAAUGACUUGGUCCCCCCUAUAGGAAUGCUGAACAACCCCAUGAAUGCUGUAACAACAAAAUUUGUUCGGACUUCUACUAAUAAAGUAAAAUGCCCAGUAUUUGUUGUCAGGUGGACUCCUGAGGGGAGACGCUUGGUUACUGGUGCAUCUAGUGGAGAAUUCACUUUGUGGAAUGGACUGACUUUCAAUUUUGAAACAAUAUUACAGGCUCACGACAGCCCGGUAAGGGCUAUGACUUGGUCACACAAUGAUAUGUGGAUGCUGACAGCAGACCACGGGGGAUAUGUGAAAUACUGGCAGUCCAACAUGAACAACGUCAAGAUGUUCCAGGCACAUAAGGAGGCGAUUAGAGAGGCCAGUUUCUCACCCACGGAUAAUAAAUUUGCUACAUGCUCUGACGACGGCACUGUUAGAAUCUGGGACUUUCUACGUUGCCAUGAGGAGAGAAUUCUUCGAGGAAUGUCUUCAGGCUUAACAGCAGAACAAACCCUCAUUACCUACGGAAUAACAUCUGUGUGCAUACACACACAUGUGAAGUCACUGUAGUUCUGGUAAGCUGUACUGUUUUGUUUGCUCACAAGAUCUGAAAAAGCUAUCUCCACAAUUAUUAUGCUGAAAUAACUGAAGAUGGUUUUUCUUCUUUCUUUCCUUCGUUCUACUCUGUUUCUGGAUCUUCAUCAGCAAAUAAAAUCUCAUGUAAUGUCUGAUCGUUUAACUAACCUGUGCAGGCUGUACACCCUGAGCUUUCUGCCUGCAGGUGAGGGAUCUCUUCACAGUUCUUGCUGUCCACUACCUUCAGCAAAUAGAAAACUUUGUACUUAAAUUUAGAGAAUAUGUGUUAAAUAGUUUAAAAGGAACCUGGGAAGUGGAACUAGCCAGAACUCUCUUCAUUUUCAUCCUUUGAUUUUAAACACAUGCUGGUAGCUAUCUCUUAGCCUUUAAAGUAGCAUAGCCUCAAAAACUGUUACCUUUCUUGGCAUGUAAUUGAACUCUGUGUUGGAUCAUUUAAAAGAAAAGAAAUGUUGAAGCUGCCAUUUCACUAUAUUUUCCCUUUCUUUUGAGGCUUAUCUUGUUUUCCUUGUUUUUGUAGAGUUAGAAAACCCAACCAAUUCAAUAAAUGUAUGUAUGCUGAUACUGUCUUUCUUUUAAGCAGCUAUGGUGUUUAAACCUUUGAUUUUCAGUGGGAGUGUGCUGCUUCUUGCUGUCAGGAUUUCUGAUACAUCUGAUACGUCUUAGUUUGCUGAUGCAUCUCUGUAUGGCUGAACAUUAGAAGGAUUUUUCCUGAAAGCAAAAGCUCAAGAUGGAUAUCUGUGUGAUACUGGCACCAACCGUGUCGAUCUAAAGGAGGCAAAUCCUUCAAUUUUUGAACGGGAAAAAAACUUUAGUGUUUGAAAUGUCAAUAUUGAAUCAGUUAAAUAUUUUCUUUCCUGAUGGGUUUCAGUAUACUGCUUAUGUUGCGGGGCAUUGAUCUUUAUGGAUCUUCAUUGCCAUUGCCAAAGCAGUGCUUGGGAUGGGGUGAGGAGUAAGUUGCAGCAAAGCCUUUUGAGGUGCAGUUAACCCUCUGAACAGCUAUGCAUCAAACUUUUCACGUGUUUUAAGUGCAAACACUGCUAGGUAGAUUACUGGGAUGUUAAUAUUUAAUAUAUGAGGGAUAUUUUUUCACUCUUCUUAAGUAGUUUAGGUGACUUUUGCUCAAUCUAACACAUUAUGACACUCUCAGUGAGACAGGAGCCCUUUUGUUCUGUUGCAUGCAUCGUGCUAUUCCUGUUACUUCUUUUUUGGAGUAGCAUGAGUAGAAAGUUCUUGAUAUGUUCUGUUUUCUGUUGGCUUUCACUUUUUCAUCUUACUAGGAAAUCUUUCACUUGUCUUUGUGAGAGUUGAGUGAGGAAUGCUGUAUCACAGAAUCACAGAACAGCCAGGGUUGGAAGAGAUCUCAGGGAUCAUGAAUCUCCAACCCCUCCUGCCACAUGCAGGGCCACCAACCUCAAUUUCCAGCUUCAUCAAGCAAAGUAGAUUUUCCUACAGCUUCUCUCUUUUCACAGAUUUGAUACGUGUGUACAGAUAUUUUCAUAAGCUCGUAAGUUGUCUCAGUAGUUCUGUUACUUUCAGGAUACUGGAUACAAUUCUCUUAGAAGAUAGGAAGAAUCCAGCAUCUCCUGGCUUAACGUUGCUAUAAAAUAUUCAGAUGUCAUCUAACAACUCAACUUUCUUCCUGUAAGUGUCUUGCAAGGCUUUGGCAUCUUGGUUUUCUCUCUGUAGGAAGUUUUCUUAUAAUAUAAGAGGUAUUAUAGGUAGGUAUUGUUAAAAUACUGAAUUCUGCUUGUGUUCAAUGUAAAAAUCUGAGUAUCUUCCUCCUCUGUUGACUUCUGUCAGAUUUUCUUUUUGUGAAGUGUUCCACCUUGAGCAGAAACAAUUAUUUUUAUCAACUAUACUUGAGUUCCUAGGAUCCUAUGAUUAAAAGGUGAUUAUUAAAAAAAAAAUAAUAAUAAUAAUAUGGUGCUUAGGAGCAGCUUCAUGUUGUUUUUGCUCUGAUCUCUGAAACAGUGCUGGGGGAAAUGGAAACUGCUGAAGACUGCACUCAGAGCUGGCUGUCUCUUAUAUGCCUAAAAGUGUUUUGUCUUUAUUACAGUUCUGAGUUUUGUUAUGGCUUAGGUACAGUGUGCUAUAUCUUGGAGUUCUGAUUCUCACUUAGAAUCUUCUUUUUUUCCUUAAAUCAAAAAGUUCAUAACUCAUAACAUACAAGAUUUUCAACUUACAGAGAUCAUGAGAGAUGAGCUGCAGUGCUGUAUUUGUUUGUUUGCUUUUUUAAAGAGAGUUAUCAAAAACACUUCUGUCAACACUUCAAGUAAGACAAGAAUGAAGAGGCACUGUGCAGGAAUUAGAUUAUUUCAGUAUCAGUUUUGAAAUCUUUUUCUCCCUGAAAAAUAUCCUGAGUUUCCAAGCUGCAUGAUCUGUCAUAUUGACUCUGAGGGAAAUUUCGUGCUAAAAAAAGAGUAAUCAGUUUUGUUAUGCUUGGAAAGGUAAUACUGAAAGACCCGUGACUGGCUGUCAUAGGACAGCCAACUCUUAGUGCUGUUGAAACAGAAGAUACUUCUUCCAGAAGUUAUGUAAUUGCAUCACUUGGGUUUUUUGCAUCUGCGUCCUCCCACCUGCUGCCAGUAGCAGGUGGUGGAUGAAUACUGGAUUAGGUGAAACCUUCUGUGCAGCUUGUUAGUACAUAUACUGCAGCAAUGAGAACUUCACUGUGGUGUUGUGGUUACAUUCAGCAAUACUUGGUGUCCUUGACCUCAUCUACAACACGAACCAUUGAUCCAGGUGCAUGAGUUUUGUCCUAAAGCUCUUCUUACUGUUUUUGAGAUAGAAACAAUACUGUAAUCAGAUUUCAUUGAUGCUGAUGGAAAAACUCCCCAACUACACAAUUGCUUAAAUACUCAUGGUGAGAUAAAAAUCAAUUCUGCUAUCUUGGCACAAGGGCAGUAGUUGAAAUGAAUACAGACUGCGUGCGUUAAGGGUGGUGGCUUCCUUAUAUCUACUUGUGAAUAUUGGUCAGAUCAAAGAUUCCAGCAGAAGCAAAAUGGUAUGAGUUAGUCUCUUAUGCAAGUUUUUUUUAGUAACUCGUCUUCUCUGAUAUAUUCUUAAGCAGAUACAUGCUCAGAAUUAGGCUCUUAAUGUCUUAAAUGAAAUCUAGACAGUAGAUUUCAUUUUAUAU